AUGGAGGUGAUAGAUACCGUUACUCUUGCAACACACCAUGCAGCAGGGUGGGAUGUUGACACUCCACUUCCAAGAGUUUUACGGGUUGAGGUCGGAUCUCAACAAUUGACAUUUAGUUGCAGAUCUCACGGACGCAAGUAUCGCAUCUAUGGCGAUGAGUGGAGCCGUUUUGUUAAACAAAAUAGAGGAGCAGUGGUCACUCUUUAUGCCGGCGAAGGGGAUAACGCCACCCACAGACUCGACAUCGCAUUUGAAUUCAUCAAACGACCAUGGAAGCUCUCUCUCUCGGUUCACUUUCCUCUCGAUCAAGCUUUACAAGGCAACAAGAAUUUCGAUCCAUCUGCCAUGGAAGACCUAAUGAAGCUUUUCGAGAUCGAAUCUUACAAAGCAUGGGCAGCUUUGGAGCUAGUGGAAGAAAAACAAGUGAAAGGAGCUAAAAUAACCAUGCCGAUAUUGAGUUUCGAUCAGAUGGGAUUAAAAGACGAUCUCCUCCGUGGAAUCUACAAUUACGGCUUUGAAAAGUUGUCGGCUAUUCAGCAGAGAGCCGUUAUGCCGAUAAUCAAUGGCCUCGAUGUGAUUGCUCAAGCCCAAUCUGGUACCGGAAAAACUUCCAUGAUUGCUCUCACUGUUUGUCAAGUGGUCGACACCGCUAGCAGAGAGGUUCAAGCGUUGAUAUUGUCACCUACAAGAGAAUUGGCGUCUCAAACAGAGAAAGUGAUACGGACAAUUGGCGAUUUCAUGAAUAUACAAGCACACGCAUGUAUUGGAGGCAAAAGUGUGGGUGAAGAUAUAAGAAAACUAGAAAACGGAGUUCAUGUAGUAUCGGGAGCUCCAGGUAGAGUCUGUGAUAUGAUCAAGAGGAGAACCUUACGUACAAGAGCUAUUAAACUAUUGAUUCUCGAUGAAUCUGAUGAGAUGUUAAGCAGAGGGUUCAAAGAUCAAAUUUAUGAUGUUUACAGACAUCCUCCAACCGAGCUUCAGCUGUGUUUAUUCAUUUCUUCCACUCUUUUUGUCUUUUUCCUAGUUAAAAUCAUUUCUUUGUUGGCAUCUAAAGAAUGCUUGAGAAAGGAAAGGGAGAGAGUGUCUAAUUACCUGCAUUCAAGCAGUGAGACAAAAUUGUUAGAGGUGGAGGAUCUUUCUAGGAUGUAUGUGCUUUAUUGUAAAAUACCUCGAGGCUUGGAGCACAUUGCUAAUGUAUUCAAGGUGUCUGAAUAUUUUGUUUUCUCUGCUCGCAAACCAAUUGAUCUUCUUUCUCAUGUCCCUAAAAACUAA
This is a messenger RNA of Gossypium arboreum, 1272 nucleotides long. RefSeq names its product eukaryotic initiation factor 4A-III homolog. Lineage: Eukaryota; Viridiplantae; Streptophyta; Magnoliopsida; Malvales; Malvaceae. Gene Ontology annotation, molecular function: ATP binding; RNA helicase activity; mRNA binding. The transcript has 6 exons. Gene Ontology annotation, cellular component: catalytic step 2 spliceosome; nucleolus. The record is from RefSeq and is a predicted model, not a curated record. Bases 1 to 1272 code for a protein of 423 amino acids.